This is a messenger RNA of Meyerozyma guilliermondii ATCC 6260, 504 nucleotides long. RefSeq lists its product as uncharacterized. Bases 1 to 504 code for a protein of 167 amino acids. The transcript has a single exon. The record is from RefSeq and is a predicted model, not a curated record. NCBI's taxonomy places the organism in Eukaryota, Fungi, Ascomycota, Pichiomycetes, Serinales, Debaryomycetaceae.
AUGGAUGUUAUCAGAAAGUAUUUUUGGAAACAUUUUAGUCGUGCGGUUCAAAAUAUCGUCACUUUGUUCCUUGAGAGUAUCUGGGGUCCAGUCACCAUGCUGCAAAAAUCCACCCAAAAUCAUUUGAUCGUUGGAAUAUGGCCGCUUGAUGACGUAGGUGGCCGAGUCUUUACCCCAGAACAUUCUGUUUUCCAGAAUAUGUGGUGCUUUUACCACCACAACCUGUCCCCGCGUGGGGUACACCAUGGUGUCUUCUACACCACCCAAACUUCUCGCUCCAAUGCCACUGCAAUUUACUACGGCGAUCGUGUCUGGGUAGUAAGCCUCUGCUAUGUGAUUGAGUUUCUUGCGGUUGACUUGAACACCUUUUCUUUGGAGAUAAUUCAUCAUAGAUUUGAGAAAAAGAGGGCAGUUGAAAUUCCAGCUCAAAAACCUAAUACCAUAUUCAUAUCCCUCAGGAAGGUCCUUAAGCUCCUCAUAGUCGUCCAAGUAGCUUCUGAGUGA